Messenger RNA from Lepisosteus oculatus (spotted gar), 1579 nucleotides. The record is from RefSeq and is a predicted model, not a curated record. NCBI's taxonomy places the organism in Eukaryota, Metazoa, Chordata, Actinopteri, Semionotiformes, Lepisosteidae.
UGUAGAAAGUGAUGUUCCGGGGACUCUGUCCCGGGCUGUGUUUUAAAACUGCUUCUCUCUGUCUCCCUGUGAUACCGUCUGUCCUUUCAAACGGCUUGUCUUUGUCGUCCCGCGUCCCUGUCUGUCCCCUCCGUCCCCGUGUCCGCCUCUGUGUCCGGCUGCACGCCUCCAGGAACCCGGUGCUGGGAGUGACCACAGGGAUGGGCCAGUCCCUCAUCAGCAGCAACCACCUGGCCACCAUCCAAGCUCUGGCAGCCAGUGGUGGUCAGCUCCCCAUUUCCAGUCUUGAUGGGAGUGGGAAGCUGGUGUUGGGGGCCAGCGGGGGUGCUGGAGGCGGACUCCCCUCCUCCCUCUUCCUCAACCACGGGGGGCUGCCUCUCCUGGCGUCGGGAGCCAGCGUGGGAUUGGUCAGCGCGGCUGUCGCCAAGGUAGCCAAGGCGGCCUCCCUUCCCGCCUCCACCCCCAGCCUGGUGGCCAUGAGCCCGGCCUCCUCCUCUUCCUUGUCCGGCUCCGCCUCUUCCUGCUCCAGCUCCUCCUCUUCUUCCUCCUCCUGCAGUGAGCCGGCGCAGAGCCCGCCCACCCUGGGCCCCCUGGGGCUGGGAGGCGGGGCCAAGGCUGAGUGACGAGGCGGCGUGCUACUGACUGGCGGGACCGGCAAGAAGACUAACCAAUGAAAACAAAGAUGAACACAAAACCCCGCCUCCCCUGACCCUCCCGACCCGCCAGGAAGUCCCCGCCCCUCUGCACUCCCUCCCCCGGCCUCCCUCGUCUCGCAAAGCCAAAAACACAGAACGAAGGAGCGAGAGAGGACGAGGAGAGGAGAGGAAGGAGAGGGAUGAUCAGGGGAGGGAGGGGGUGACUGAAACCAAAAAUUAUCUAGCUUUUCCCCCGGAGGAAGGGACUGGCUCUGGGGCCAAGGAAGCCCUUUUUCUCCGGAGGCACCAAACGACACCAAAUAGGAAAGACAGGAAACCGGAGCGACGAUUCGGAGAGGAACUUUGAACCAAAAAAAAACCCCACGAACACUCUCGUUUGUGUCGUGAGUGGGGGGCGGAGGCCGGAGCCCCGCCCACAGCCUGCCAGGACUACAGAACUCUUACAAACCAAAAAUCAACGUGACUAGCUGAACCCAAAGGCUCUGUACAGACCCGUCCAGGACCGGUUCUGGACCCAGCUUCAUUGCCAGCACCUCUGUCCUUCACACAGCCCCUACCGACCCAUCUCAGGCCAUCCGUCUGAAAUUUACUUUUUGCUCAAUGUAAUUAUUUUGUGAAUCGUGUGCUGGAAGAGCUGAGCUCAGAGUUUUUUCACCAAACGGACUGCCUGCCCGUCUCUCUCAUCUCCUUACCUACCUGUCUGCCUGCCUGUCUCUCUCAUCUUCCUGUCUGUCUCUGCUCGUCUCCAUCAUCUCCCCACUUGCCUGUCUCUCUUUUCUUCCUGUGUCUAUCAGUCUGUCUCUAUCAUCUCCAUCUCUCUACCAUCUCCCUGCCUCAUUUAUCGUCUCCCUACCUGCCUCUCUCUUCUCCUUACCUGUCUAUCUGCCUGCCUCUCUUCUCCUUACCUGUCUGUCUCCAUCUAC